AUGUUCCUUCCUUCCCUCGGGGAGCUCCAAGCGCUCUCCCCAACGUCCACCUUGGCUCCUUCUCCCGCCUCUCUUGCCCCCGUGGCCAAAGGCGCCUGUGUUGCCGCUGCCUCCUUUCCUCCCAGAGGAGCCGUCGCCGGCUUGUCUUCCUGCCCAGCAAUAACCCGCAGCUCGCUCCAGCCCUGCACACCGCCAAUUGGGGCUUCAGAGGUUCCUGAGCUAAAGUGUCACACAGACUUUGCCGCCGAGGUGGUCUGUCACUGGACUGUGAACAACACUACCAACUGUACCGAGGAGUUCCUGCUCCGUUAUAGCAGCAGCAAAACUGGACAGAGGUCAGUGUGUAAUCUCAAGAACAGGAGAAGCCUCGAGUCUGCCUCCCCCAGCUGUGUUUGCGUGAUUCUGGAGGAGCAGUUCAUUGUGACCAAGUAUACUUUCUCAUUGGAGAGCAGGCGGAACUAUGCAUCCCGGAACCUCACAGUUUACCUUGAUGACAUUGUGAAGCCAAGGGCCCUCAAAAACCUCACUGUCUCAAAGGGUGAGGGGCGUUCCUUUAUCCUGACCUGGAGAAAGGACUACGACUCAUCUAAUCCUUUAAGCAUCCCCGGAGUAGUCUAUCAAGUCCGUAUUUCAUCCGAAGGACAAACGGAACCGGUACUGAAAGAUCUUAAUGAGCAAGCGGAGCGCUAUGAAAUUUUUGCUGACACCCUCUUGCCGGGAAAGUGCAGUGCAAGUGUACGAUAUAAAAUAAAGGCUUGGAAAAGCCUCUGGAGCGAGUGGAGUGUCCCCUGCGAAUGGUCCAAUGAUUUCAAGUCGGAAAAUGGAGACAGUCUCUUGUGGGGCAUUCUCUUGGCCUGCUUCCUAGUGAUGGUGCUGGUCUCCAUCGGUUACAUCUGCUUGGCCAGGGUGAAGCGAGAAUGGUGGGACGACAUCCCGAGCCCUGGCAAGAGCAAUCUGGGCAAGGAAUUUUGGAAAAAGCCGUGUCUGGUAGUGCCGAAGAUGUUCCCAGGGGAUGAAGGCAAGGCACCUCUCUGUGCCCCGUCACAGAAUUUCAUGGAGCGGCAGCGAAGCGUCAAGGAUUCUCCACUUAAAGACGAGGCCGAUUUCCCUGGCUGGCCAAAGGAGGUGGCCGCAGCGGUUCCCGGGAGCAGGCUGGGAGGGAAAUGGGGGCCGUUCUUCACUCCGGAAGUACCUUCCGUUGAACCUGCUCUUACAAUCUGCAGCCGCUCAGCAGACACAGGCCCUGAAGCCCUGACGGAGGAAGAAGGAGACCACGUCUCUCACAUGGAUGCCUUCAUAGACAUUUUUCUGGAUAUCCUGGGGGGUGGGGGCCAUGCAGGAGAUGUUGAAAGCCCUGCCAAGCCUGUGCUGGAAGCGCACCCCUCAGCCAGGGCUCCAGGACAAGGGCUUGGUGACCUUUGCUCGUUCGGCGGAACACCCGGAAAGAGCCCAGGAGGGUCUUCCGAAUCUGGCUAUCGGAACUCUGAAGUUGCUGCCUCUGCCCAGGCAGCAAGUCCUGCACCUGAGCAGAGCCAAGGUGACACCCAAUGCCAUUCUGCCACACAAUACAAAUUGUUGCUUUCCCCCCGGAAACUGUCCAGGGCGUCAUACCGGGAAGUUUUCACAGACGGAGUUGGUCCCCAGGUCGAUUCCCCAGGCAGCAGCAGGGCUACGACACCCCAGCCUUCUUGCUACAAGAGUCUCAGCAGCCUCGUGUGUCCAUCCCCAGCCAGCUUCAGCCAACCGUGGGAACACCCGCUGGAUCUUUCCAGAGUUGACCAAUCCUAUCCACAGGGUAGCUGGCCUUCCUCCUGUGAAGAAAUAGCAGCGCUGUUUUUCCCUCCUCGGCAGGAAGCACCACCCCAGGAGGCCCCAGGCGUUCCUUGCACCAUUGACUCCUGCUUGCCCGGCUACCGACCCUUUAGAUCUGCCCUUGCCCCAAGUGCAGCCUCCCAGGAUCCCAGCUGUUUUGGCGGGGGCUCCCCCUAUAAGCCCUUCCUUGGUGUCCUCAGGAGCAUUCACCAGGAAGCCCAAUGCUGAAGACACAGGACACAGAGAGAGAGGCUGGGGAAGGCCUGGGGAAGAGCCCCUGACCUUUGCUUGUAGCCUGGGCACAGGGGCCAAGGAGGAGAAUUCCGGCCAGCAGCGGAGAGAGGGCUUCUCCCCCCAGGGUAUGAGGUGACAUACUCAAGGGAAGAGGCAUGGCUGAGGGCUGAAUACUGACCUCCUUGGCAGAGCAUGGGGCAACCCACCGGCAGGCUGUGUGAGCCAGGCAUAGUGGCUCACUUGGGCUCAGCUGGGCGCUGGAUUUCUCCUUGGGAAAUUUGUUAGAGAGCCUGUGAGUGAGUUGUUGAGAGAAGGGGGAGGCCAAGUGGGAAUGGAACGCAUCUUGCCCCUCUGCCACCAGCCGGGGAUGUGCGUCCAGCAACUGCCACCAUCCCAGAGCCUCUUCCACUCUGCCUCACAUGCCCUACUUCCUCUUGCUUCAUACGGAUGAGCCGAGGGCCCCUGCUCCAGUGGCUGGCUUUCUUUUGUGGUCAGGCUUCCCUGCACCCUGGCAGAGCCAAACUUGAGAGCUUUUCUUAACGCCUCCUGGCCAAAGGGCAGGAAUUCUGCAGGGUUCCCUCCUGGGACACAGGGACAGAGGGGAAGAGGUAGACCUCGUUCGUGUAUCUCUGUUCCUGGUGGGGAUUGCUUUCAAGGCAUUGCCCUUUCUAGUCGCAUUGAAGACCUUUAGCCGGAUAAUCAGGCUGCUGCGCACUUACUCUGCUUGUACCAAAAGGGCUUGUCUCCAAAAAGACCAAACCCUGAAAGUUGGGAAGGGAAAGGUAGCUCAUGGCUCAGAGGUACAGCACGUUCUUUGUGGGCAGUCAGUCCCAGUUGUCAUUCCCCGUCUCCUUCUGUUAAAAGGAGCUCCUGUUCUCCCUGCUGCCUGGAUGGCCAGAAGAAGCUGGGAGCAUUGGGCAGCCUCCAGGACAGGGCCUCGCGUGGACCUUCCCCUCCCCUCCGCUGUGUCUCUUCAGAUCAGUGCUUGC
Molecule: messenger RNA, 3035 nt
Organism: Eublepharis macularius
Lineage: Eukaryota; Metazoa; Chordata; Lepidosauria; Squamata; Eublepharidae
Product: interleukin-4 receptor subunit alpha-like
Exons: 9
Coding region: 1-2040 (679 amino acids)
Biological process (GO): production of molecular mediator involved in inflammatory response; cytokine-mediated signaling pathway
Cellular component (GO): external side of plasma membrane; membrane
Molecular function (GO): cytokine receptor activity; protein binding
Source: RefSeq, a predicted model, not a curated record